Messenger RNA from Trypanosoma theileri, 1983 nucleotides. RefSeq names its product glycosyl transferase. The record is from RefSeq and is a predicted model, not a curated record. The transcript has a single exon. Gene Ontology annotation, molecular function: glycosyltransferase activity. NCBI's taxonomy places the organism in Eukaryota, Euglenozoa, Kinetoplastea, Trypanosomatida, Trypanosomatidae. Bases 1 to 1983 code for a protein of 660 amino acids.
AUGCAAAGAGUCUAUCGGCGGCGAAGAAAGUCGUCACUGCUAUUUGUGUUGCUGCUGUUGUUAUUAGUUGUUCUGACUUUGUGGUUGUACCUGCUGCAUGCUGCCCUCUUCACGGUGGAACAACGGCCUUCAGCAACAUCAAAUUCAGCCACCCAUCUUUCUGCGGUAGCCGCAGAAAGGGAAAAUGAUGAUAAGCAUUAUAUGUUGAAUGCGCCUGUCAAGAACACAGGAGCAGAAGAAGGAAAAAUAAAAAUAGAAGUGGAUGAUAAGGCAAUCGCUACAUCAUCAAAUGCCUCUUCCACACUACAGCGAUUGCUGGAGCUCGGAUACAAGCGAGAAAAAGAUUUCAACCUUGACGAACGCAUGACUUGGCAGUGGGGAGAAGAAGCGUGUCCACCGGCACCUGUUGGCAUCCCACCGGCGGCUCUACAGAACAAGUCGUUUGCACCCGUUGCGUACCUCACAUGUAUCUCCAAUGAGGAGUUUGUUGAUGGUGCUCUGGUGCUUGGUGUAUCGCUGCGCCGUACCUCGUUAUUCCUGCAAAAACGGGUAGCCGAUCUCGUUGUGCUUAUCACAAGCGGUCGAGUGAGUAAAGCAUCGCGGCGUCGUCUGCAUCUGGAAGGGACAUACGACCACGUCUUUGAGGUUCCCUCGCUCGCCGCCCGUGUGAGUGCGAAGGCGACAUUCCGCGAUACCUUUGAUAAACUGUACAUGUUUAACCUUAGCAUGUACGGGAAGUUGGUGUUUAUGGAUGCCGAUAUGAUCGCUCUGCGUAGUAUGGACGGACUGUUUUCCAGCCCACGUCUUCGGGGGCCACGGCGAGUCGGAGCUAUUGGCGGCCACGGGUACUUCCAGACCGGCAUGCUCGUCUUCAUACCCGCCCCCGCUGUGUUCGACUGCGUGUACGAAGCCUACCGCAGCGGCACACCGCCGGACGGAUAUCGUUUCGUUGGCGGCUCUGCACGUGAUGGUGCCCUCCUCCGCCACGUUUUCCAGUCACACUACACACCUAUAUCCAAUGCAUACAGCCGCAACCUUAAUCCACGCUAUCGCUUAGACCGUCCACCACCAGGGGAAACACGGCCCAUUUUUGCCGUGCAUUUACGCGGAAUCGUGAAGCCGUGGUUUGAUAAACGACUCCCUAACCGGCACAAGGAACUAGGUAAGAAAGAGUAUGGCUUUACUUACCUCCACUGGUGGACACUAUAUGAGGAAGAGGUUCAUAAAAAGAGUGCGUACUACAGUAAGGCACUGGAAAUGCAGAAUGAGGGACACGCAGUGGAAUCAAACCAUUUAGUGGUCGACGGAAUCCCGUUCGCUGUUGGACAUCACUCAACGAACACCGCAGAUGACGCUAGUAACGUACGUAAAAAUGGUAAUGGCAACAAUGAUAAUACUCACAAUCGUAGUGGUGGAGAAAACUCUGAAGGUGAUAUUCCCAUCUCUCCACUAACACAUGUAUGGAUGCAGAGGCAUAGCAAUGCUUCGUAUGUACAACUCUUAUCGACUGCAGAAAGGAAGCGGAGAAAUCGCACGCUACCGUAUAUGCGGAAAAUUGCAAGCAACACCUACGGCCUCUCAUGCGAUGCUGUCUGUUCAGAGGAAGGACUUCGCUGCAGCCACGAAGCAUUGCAAUUUAGUUCACUGAAUGAUUGUGACGAAUUGAAGUUAGUAUUUGGUUGCAGCAAAUGCGAGUUGGGUGUCUACUGGCGACCUCAUCCUGGCAAUGACUUUCCUGCACUGGAAAAUAUAACAGGUAACAAAAACAACGACAAUACUGAUGAUGAUGAUGAUAAUGAGAAUAAUAAUAGUAAUAAAGAUGCUAAAAUACGGAAGAAAGGGAAAAACUCGGAGAAGAACGCAAACAGCAGUGAAAAAUUAAUAUGUCGCUACAACUACCUGCAUGAUCAGCGUAGUAUACCCAACUGCAGCGCAACAUACCCCACAACACGGCGGUACUGCCCUUGUGUACCCAAAUUAUGA